Messenger RNA from Spirometra erinaceieuropaei, 5152 nucleotides. The record is from the annotation of a GenBank genome assembly. Lineage: Eukaryota; Metazoa; Platyhelminthes; Cestoda; Diphyllobothriidea; Diphyllobothriidae.
AUGGCUCUUAAAUAUCAUCCUGAUAAAAACAAGUCUCCAAACGCGGAGGAAAAGUUCAAAAGCGUUGCUGAAGCCUACGAGGUUUGCUGCAGUUAAUUUACAACGCGCCACGCUAGGUCCUCAGCGAUCCCAAAAAACGUGAGAUCUACGAUAAAUAUGGCGAAGAGGGCCUGAAAGGGGGCUUGGGUGAGGCCCCUGGAAGGGGACAGUCAGGAACAUACGUUUUCCACGGCGAUCCCCGCCAGACCUUCCGCGUCUUCUUUGGAACUGACGACCCCUUCAGUAGCUUUAUGGGCGGCAAUAUGUUUUCAACUGGCGAACGUAUGGAUGUUGAUAGCGAUUUCUUCGGUGGAAGCCCCUUUAAAGUGAGUCAUGGUUGUCUUCUCUGGCGUCCCGGAACGCAUAGGGGCCACUAUGCUCUCUAACAUAAACUCGGAACCAGAGCUUAAGUGACAGCUCCUGAUGCUGUUGUUUAGUUAUAGGCGUGCCGUUUGUGAGCUUUCUAAUUGCAGUUGUAGCUGUAGACAUGACGAAACAUAUUGUUCCAGACUUUGAAUAGUCGUAAGACGACCUUUCGGCGAGUCCUGCGUUUUUCCCACAGUCACAACUAAAUGUAUGGUUCCGGUUCCGCCUUACCCAGCCGCCUUCCUCAUCACCUCGUUGCGUCAUGAUAUUAUUCAUAGUAUGCUCCUAGCGGAGUUGCUUUAAGUUGCAAUUUUUGCUUUCAAUACGGACGUGUGCGCUACAGGUGCCGCUCUGAGUUCCACGACGACGAUUCUGAUAUAUCUUUACUCGACGGUCAUAGGUUUGAACAGUACAAGUCAACAAAGUGACUGUCUUUUGUUAUCCUGCUUCCAAGAACAGUCCUGCUUUGAUAUGUUGAUCUCCUAUAGAUGCCAUGGCCUGCGAUAUAUGCCAGUUUUCCUACUCUUCUACCUAUUCGUCAUCCUGUAGUUUGACUUGAAACUUGACCCUAGCCUAUUUAACCCCAACUGGAAGUCAGCCGUUCCCUCCUACGCGUUUCUUUGGAUUGUGCUGCCGUUACUACUUUCUGUUGUCCAGUUAACCAGCAAGUUGUAUUUCGUGACAUACCCAAUUACUGUCCGCGUAACUUCCUGCGCGUAAUUGAAAGCAUUGGGAUAAGUCUGCCAAACCGUUUAUAUGCUGCUGGUGUGGCCACUCCUGGUGCAUACAAAAACAGGCACGCCACAUCUGCAAGUAACCACCGCUUUCUCUUCAGCUCGUCAAAGUCCAAAGUGAUUCUCAAAAAUUGGCAUUUAGUGACCUUUUGUGACAACGUUUAUGACUGCUUCGACCACGUGCAUGCCAGGGGUCCACCGUUUUACGGACGACCGCUUCGCGUUGGUCAGAGACGGACUGCCGGGUAGAGCCAACUCUCUGGCCACUCCAGGCCUGAAGUUUGAAGACCCAGAGGGCGGGUAUGCGCUCGAUGCCAGCUCUCGCCGUGCCCAUUAACCUUUUCAGUCAGCGACCUUUGGCGCCGCCGCCGCCGCCGCCGCCGCCGCCGCCCAAUGCAGGUUAGGGACAAAACGUCAGACAAUUCAACUGUCGGAUCAUCACGGCCCACAAUCGAAUCCUCUCCUCUUCGUGAGCGACUGGUAGAAGUGACAGUAGAGGCAUUUAAGGAAUGGAACACAAAAACCAUCUAUCGAUUGCGCCUGGGCUAAUGGCAUCUUAUGAGCGUUCGGUCAAUGUCUCGUAAUCAUACGUAGGGGUUGUCUUGCUAUGGGCCUCUUAAACUUGCCUCAUGGUCUUCAGACCUAUUUUGUUCCUUCCACAUGUACCUAGCUGAUGUGGUCGUCUGUUUCACUCAUGCCUUGCUUUCGGAAGAAGAUCCCGAGUGACAGGAACUGUCCACUGGCAUAAGGGUUUCACCGUUCAUAGCCUCUGAGAUAUAUCUGGCCGGCAAACUUGAGGUGGUCAUUUUGUUUUUCAAGAAGUGAUUUCCACACUAUCUUCGCCGUCAUCGGGACUCAGCAUGCUGCGAUUCUGGCGAAAAGCUGUCCGCUACCUCAACAUCGCAAGCCUGGUUAAGGCCCGUUAUGCACGAAUCACGACCUAUUGAAGCACCCUGGUGGUUUGCCAGCGCGUCCAGGAACCCAGUACGUCACGUAAUAGAGCAGAGUUUCUAAGAAAACAGUGCACUGACGGACGCCAGAGGUGGCAUAAGGGAACUCAUUCUCCUCGGCAUUCACAUGGACUUUGGUCCCCGUUAUUUAGUCACAUCAAGUAAAGAUGAUGUCAUGCGUCAUGUAGAAUGAUCAGAUGCAGUGAUUAUCGAUGGACAAAGUCGAACGCAGGGGUAAGGGUUACAAGGCAGACGAGGAUGGACCAUUACUGGCAAUGAUGGCGUUCAGAGGUUCGGGAAUUAGAGUGCCAACCAUCGCGUUUCCCCCUGACUAGGAGCCGCACUAAUUAUCAACGCGACUCGAUUGCGGUUUUGGAAACCCCCAUACAAUCCCAAAAUUGUCAUCGUUAAACAGUCGGUGAAUUCAGAACAGUAUACACAUUUAGAAAGCGCUGUAGUUAUGAUCCGCGAUCUGCUAAAAAAUCAUCCCCCCUCAAGUCUUCUCUUCGUUAGGCGCAUCUUCGGCUGCCCUCUGACCUGAACUACAUUCGGUUUGCUAAACGUGCAAGGUGUAGAGAAAAUAUCUCGGUCGUAGAGGAUAUUUGUAGCAUCCGGUAUGGGUCGGAUCAAUUAACCCGACUAGCACAUGUCUGAAGACCUAGUCUUGGUGCCGCACAGCAUAUCCAAAGCAUGUCCUCUGGUUAUUUCUGUCUGCUUACCCUACACGUCCCUGACCUCCAUAGUAAAUGUACAUCUGAACUGCAGGUCAUGCUGAUCUGGACAUUCAGAAGCUCAAGGCUAGUGGAGUUUGUGGCUUCAUGUCCAAGGCUUGCUAGAGUCUCCUCCGAGCCACUUGCACAUAAAUAUGUGGAAACUUCGGACCCACUUGAAACUUUGGAAGGGUAUCCGUUUCAGUUGGUGUGCACCAACUGGACACGAUAAUUACUUCUGAAAUCUGUAGAACCUCAAUAGUUCUUGUCCACCUUAGUAUCUCUUAGCCGUUUUAUAUCCGAUCUGGCGUUCGACAAGGUUGUAUCCUGUCGCACGUUCUGUUCAAUUACGCCAUUGACUGGAUUCUCGGAAGGGCCCUACACGGCUUUAACAGUGUGGAGUUCGCACCCGGACGCCGACUGACUGAUCGAAACUACGCUGACAAUAUCACCUUGCUAGCCCCAAGGUUCGUUGAUCUACAGUCUGUGGUGUCACGAGUGAAUGAAGUCUCUUCUUCCUUCGGUCUAUCCAUAGACGCUGGGAAGACCACAUCGUUCUUGAGCUGCAUCAUUAACCAGGGAAAAGUUACUCCCGUAAUUAGUGGUUGUCACCCUGAAGAGGUAGACAGUUUCAAAUGCCUCGGAGCAAGAAUAGUCCUCGUGGGGUUUUCUCAAUCCUAGGGAAGUGUCUAUGAACCGGGCGCGACAUCCCCAUCGCUACGGAGAUCCGCGUGUACCGUUCAUCCGUCUGGUCAGUCCUUCUCUAGGGUUGUGAAUGCUGGACCUUGUGCUUGGAAGAUAAGCGAAGACUGGAGGUACUUAACCACCGUUGUUUGAGGGCCAUUCUUGGAAUGAAGUACACCGACUUCAUCUCAAAUGAGGCAGUCCGCACUCGCUGCGGCAUCAUCGCAAGGACAACUGAGGCCAUCCAAGGAAGGCGACUGAGGUGGUUUGGGCACGUUCUCUGUCGUCCGCCUCACGCGAUCCACUGUCGUCGCCCACCUGGGGGUGUUGAAGAGGGGGUUAAUUCGAAACCUGGCUCGACAUGGUUCUUCAAGACAUGGAAGUGGUUCUUUCGCCUUCGGUUUUUCGCUCUCCGUCGCUGAUGAGAAUGUGUCGAGUUGUCCAGAUCGGCUGCCGCAAGUCAUCACGCGUGGAGAGGUAAACCACCGAGAUUGGCUUGGUUAGACAUGAUCACAGCCGCACCAAGUUGUAAGUAGUGGCUUACAGAAUGUAGCGUCUCGGGCGAGGGACGUCCAUCCAACAGCGCCUACGAUACCGGUUUAUUCGUGCAGAAGUCACAACUCGUAAAUACCAUUUAUCAGUGACAAGAAGUCGGAAGUUGGAAAGCUCACGGGGUCGAAUUUUUAUCAUGAUGCCCGCAGGGUUUUUAAACGUUCGAAAAUGCCCACCGAGUCGCUGAGUUAUCUCUAUCGCUGUCAUUGACCACGUGUACCGGGCAUAGGUCCAGUCAGCCCUCCCACACGCUCGCCAUUGUCAGGUUGAGCUUGUGAAAGACAACCAGGAAUUGGCAUAAGCACAGCAAACAAGAAUCCGUUGUAGGGAUCUUCACGCUACCUUUUUUACUAACGGUCAUUUGCAACAGCAGAAUAACGCCGACCCUAGAGGUUAUCUCGACCUAAAUUUGUCGCAUCCUCACCAACCUAGGGGGAUAUGUAAUGGUUUCUUGGUCUUUUUCUUGCGGCUAUACCUAAAAUUACCUCCUGUUCUGUUUUUUUUACAGGGCAUAUUUAUGGACAGUGGCGCUAAACAGAGGCGAACACAAGAUCCGCCAAUCCAUCACGAUCUCAGUGUCUCCCUCGAGGACGUCCUCUACGGCACCACAAAGAAAAUUCGCGUUACUCGCAGGCGCCUGAACCCUGACGGUCGAACCACACGCGAAGAGGAGAAGGUUUUGGAGAUUGAAGUGCGUAAAGGAUGGAAGGCCGGCACCCGAAUCACCUUCCCUCGGGAGGGAGACGAGAAACCCAACAAUAUCCCCGCAGACAUUGUCUUCACAGUUAAAGAUCGUUCCCACAAGUGGUUUAAGCGUGAGGGUACCGAUGUUCGCUACGUCGCCAAGAUCGGUCUGCGCGAGGCCUUGUGCGGCACAACCAUCCAGGUUCCCACCAUAGACAAUCGCAGGCUACCCAUGGCUCUUAGGGACACUAUAGUCCGCCCCGGUACUACACGACGCAUAUCUGGCGAGGGUCUUCCUUAUCCAAAAGAACCCAACCGCCGUGGUGACCUUAUUGUGGAAUUUGAUGUCGUCUACCCGGACAGACUCAGCGCCUCCGACAGAGAGCGCUUGGCCGCCAUUCUUCCUGCCUACACCCCACCUCCACUCAUUUGA